Penicillium taxi is the source of this 687-nucleotide messenger RNA. RefSeq lists its product as uncharacterized. Lineage: Eukaryota; Fungi; Ascomycota; Eurotiomycetes; Eurotiales; Aspergillaceae. Bases 1 to 687 code for a protein of 228 amino acids. Gene Ontology annotation, molecular function: ATP hydrolysis activity; ATP binding. The transcript has 2 exons. Gene Ontology annotation, cellular component: mitochondrial inner membrane. The record is from RefSeq and is a predicted model, not a curated record. Gene Ontology annotation, biological process: mitochondrial respiratory chain complex III assembly; protein insertion into mitochondrial inner membrane from matrix.
AUGUGCUUCGUUAUUGCCGUAUUAUUCUGCUUGGACAUUUAUACUUUCAGCCUCAAUACAUCCAGAAUGGAAGAUGACAGUUUAUACAAACUUUUCCAGGAGCUACCAAGCCGCCGCAUAGUACUCCUCGAAGAUGUCGAUAAUGCUGAAAUUGGUCAACCUCUCCACCCUGAAGACAGCAAAAGUGAGGAAGUGCUGGAAUUCUCUGAGAAUCAGAACUCUCUCCAGAGUGGUGUUUCUCUAUCAGCCCUUUUGAAUUUUUUAGAUGGAGUUGGAGCACAGGAGGGGCGGAUUCUCAUCAUGACAACCAAGCAUCCAGAAAAUCUCGAUGCUGCUUUGACCCGCCCUGGCUGGGUGGACAAAGAGUAUUCCUUUGGCUAUACCGACAAACACUGUGUCGAAAGUACAUUUUUUAAUGACGGUUCCGCUAGCUUCAAAUCGUGCAUCGCAGCCAACAAGCUCAAGGACCAGCCGGCUGGAGCCAUGGCAAACGAAACAAUUCGAGACCUUUCUAUCGAAUUUGCCAACUUGGUCCCAGAGGGACCGUUCAAAGCAGCUGAAAUCCAGAACUACCUCCUGAAUCGCAAGAAUGACUCCUAUAUGGCUGUUAAGGAGGUCGGCAGGACGGACAGUAGAUGCUUGACGAGCAAGGAGUUCCAAGGAAGAGCUAUAAAGCCAAUUUCGUAG